Molecule: messenger RNA, 1101 nt
Organism: Dermacentor andersoni
Lineage: Eukaryota; Metazoa; Arthropoda; Arachnida; Ixodida; Ixodidae
Source: RefSeq, a predicted model, not a curated record
AUGGUGCUCCGACAGAAGGGACGAUUUGCCGCCGCUGAGAAGGGGAGCGAAAACCAGCGCCUGAGCAGCCGUCUGGCGAAGAUGCGGCAUUCUCUCAGCACCACCAGCGAGGAGCCCUACCAGCGCAAGGCGGCCGAAGAUGCCGCCGUCCACCGAAGGAAGUACCCAGACUACGUCUACAAUGCCCGUGAGAACCGCUCGCGUAAGCAGCAGCAGCACAUGGCCAAGGAAGUUACCGGCAAGCUCGAGAAAGAAAGUUCCGGGCACCAGGAGCAGCAGCCGAGUACUUCCACGGCCGCGUCACAUGGCCGGAGCCCCGCAGUGUUCCAGCAGCAACUUCACGCACCGCGGACGCAAAGAAACAGAUGCCGCGCAACCAACCAGCGCCUGAGCAGCCGUCUGGCGAAGAUGCGGCAUUCUCUCAGCACCACCAGCGAGGAGCCCUACCAGCGCAAGGCGGCCGAAGAUGCCGCCGUCCACCGAAGGAAGUACCCAGACUGCGUCUACAAUGCCCGUGAGAACCGCUCGCGUAAGCAGCAGCAGCACAUGGCCAAGGAAGUUACCGGCAAGCUCGAGAAAGAAAGUUCCGGGCACCAGGAGCAGCAGCCGAGGACUUGCAGAGCCGCGUCCCAGGGUCGAAGCCCCGCGGCGUUCCACCAGCAACAUCAUACACCGCUGAUGCAAAGAAACAGAUGCCGAGCAACCAACCAGCGCGUGAGCACCCACUUGGGCAAGCUUUGGCGUUCUCUUAGCGCCACCAGCAAGGAGCCCUACCAGCGCAAGGCGGCCGAAGCUGCCACCAUCCACCGAAGAAGGUACCCAGACUACGUCUACAAUGCGCGUGAGGCCUGCCGGCGAAGGCUGAAGGAGCACAGAGCCAAGGAAGUUGCCGUUACGCUCAAGAAUGGUAGCUCCGCGAACCAGGAGCAGCAGCCGAGUACUUCCACAGCCGCCACCCAAGGCCAAAGCCCCACGGUGUUCCAAUAUCAACAGCAUCCACCACCAACGAAAAUGAGCAGAUGCCAAGCAACCAACCAGCGCGCGAGCAGCAGCCUGGGCAUGCUGUGGCGUUCUCUCAGCGCCACCAGCAAAGCUCCCUAA